GGUCGCCGUUGCUCAUCCCAAACCUAUAAACCAUUCACUCGGGCAACGCUGUCUUCGUCUACCAAUCAUCUGCCGAGUUUUCCACUCAACGAACUGCUGGGCACUGCGCCGUGGUAUAAAUAGAACGCUUUCCCUUGUCUACGUCAUAUUUUGAAUUUUGCUCGGACACAUCAAGUCAAGGAGCAAAAUCUACUCCGUAGAGUCAUCGAUUAACCCUUCUUGUACGGUUCAUCAACAUAAUCGUCUUCAACAUGCGUGAAUGUAUCAGUAUCCACGUCGGACAGGCCGGAGUCCAGAUUGGAAACGCCUGCUGGGAGUUGUACUGCCUUGAGCACGGUAUCCAGCCUGAUGGCCAGAUGCCCAGUGACAAGACCAUCGGCAGUGGCGACGACUCCUUCAACACCUUCUUCAGUGAGACCGGUGCUGGCAAACACGUGCCCCGUGCCGUUUUCGUCGAUCUGGAGCCAACUGUCGUCGAUGAGGUCCGCACUGGCACCUACCGUCAACUUUUCCACCCUGAGCAGCUGAUCACUGGAAAGGAAGAUGCCGCCAACAACUACGCCCGUGGUCACUACACUGUCGGCAAAGAACAGAUAGACCUAGUUCUGGACAGAAUCCGUAAGCUGGCUGAUCAGUGCACAGGUCUGCAGGGUUUUCUGAUUUUCCACAGCUUCGGUGGUGGCACCGGCUCUGGCUUCACCUCCUUGCUUAUGGAACGUCUCAGCGUCGACUACGGCAAGAAGUCCAAGCUAGAGUUCGCCGUCUACCCGGCUCCCCAGGUGUCCACUGCUGUUGUUGAGCCCUACAACUCCAUCUUGACAACCCAUACCACCCUUGAGCAUUCCGACUGUGCUUUCAUGGUAGACAAUGAGGCCAUCUACGAUAUCUGUCGCCGUAACUUGGACAUAGAGCGUCCAACCUACACCAACUUGAACCGUCUGAUCGGCCAGAUUGUCAGCUCCAUCACAGCUUCCCUGCGUUUCGACGGUGCCCUGAACGUCGACUUGACCGAGUUCCAGACCAACUUGGUGCCCUACCCACGUAUCCAUUUCCCACUUGUGACAUACGCCCCUGUCAUCUCUGCCGAGAAGGCCUACCACGAGCAGCUGUCCGUUGCUGAGAUAGCCAGUGCUUGCUUCGAGCCUACAAAUCAACUGGUGAAAUGUGAUCCCCGUCACGGCAAAUACAUGGCCUGCUGUAUGCUCUUCAGAGGGGACGUCGUUCCAAAGGACGUGAACGCUGCCAUCGCCACCAUCAAAACCAAGCGUACCAUCCAGUUUGUGGACUGGUGCCCAACUGGUUUCAAGGUCGGCAUCAACUACCAGCCACCCACUGUCGUCCCCGGCGGUGACUUGGCCAAGGUGCAGCGUGCCGUGUGCAUGUUGAGCAACACCACCGCCAUCGCCGAGGCCUGGGCUCGUCUUGACCACAAGUUCGACUUGAUGUACGCCAAGCGUGCUUUCGUCCACUGGUAUGUCGGUGAGGGUAUGGAGGAAGGUGAAUUCUCUGAGGCUCGUGAGGAUUUGGCCGCUCUUGAGAAGGAUUACGAAGAGGUCGGCGUCGACUCGAACGAAGGCGGAGAUGAGGACGAAGAAGGAGAGGAGUAUUAAACAUCCCAAAAAAAGAAAGUCUUACAACCAAGCAUGACUUUGGCAUUAGUCUUAUCUUGGUUUUUUUCAGUGUCUCUGUGUCAACCAAAAAUUGUGCAAUUUUUCUCAGGUUUACUUUUGUUGUAAACCAAGAACAUAGAACUUUUAGAUUAUGACAACUUUUCCGGUGCAUAAUAAUUGGAAAUGUUAUUUUGAGUUUUAUUUUCAAUUACACCGACAGUUGUGGAAUAAAUAAAAAUCACUGAAACUAACA
Lingula anatina is the source of this 1863-nucleotide messenger RNA. RefSeq names its product tubulin alpha chain, testis-specific. Lineage: Eukaryota; Metazoa; Brachiopoda; Lingulata; Lingulida; Lingulidae. Gene Ontology annotation, molecular function: structural constituent of cytoskeleton; GTP binding. The record is from RefSeq and is a predicted model, not a curated record. Gene Ontology annotation, cellular component: microtubule. Gene Ontology annotation, biological process: microtubule-based process.